This is a messenger RNA of Bactrocera dorsalis (oriental fruit fly), 914 nucleotides long. RefSeq names its product putative odorant-binding protein A5. NCBI's taxonomy places the organism in Eukaryota, Metazoa, Arthropoda, Insecta, Diptera, Tephritidae. The transcript has 2 exons. Bases 48 to 671 code for a protein of 207 amino acids. The record is from RefSeq and is a predicted model, not a curated record.
UCGAACUUCAAUUUUGAAAAUCAGUAUAUUUUAUAGAAAUUGUACAAAUGUGGCAUAAAGUGAAACGGAUUGUGAUCAUCUUUCUUGCAGUAAAUUGUGCGUCAGCCGAGGAUACUGAGGCUGAGAAGCUAUUUCGGGAACUGGAAGUUGUGCCUGAUAUAUUGGAUGAACCACCAAAGGAAUUAUUGAAGAUUGAGUACGAUGGCGGCUUAGUUGUUGGCAGAGGUGAGGAAUUCACGCCAACGCAAACUAAAGACGAACCGAAAGUCGAUUGGACUGCUGAACCAGAUGCGUUUUACACAAUUAUAAUGACCAAUCCGGACAUACCGACGCGACAGAACCCAGCGACGCGCGAAUGGCUACACUGGUUGGUGGUUAACAUACCGGGCACAGAUUUGGCUAAAGGUUACGUGCUAGACCCCUACAUCGGACCAUUGAAUCCAAAGGAAAGUGGUUUGGUGCGCAACGUUUUUGUGGUCUUCAAGCAACUCGGCAAGCAAGAAUUCGAUGAGCCCAUACUCAAUAAUACGAAUGUGGCUGGCCAUGAGAGAUUCUCUUCUAAGGGUUUUGCUAAAAAAUAUGAUAUGGAACUGGUGGCUGGCAAUAUAUUUACGUCACGUUGGGACGAAUAUGUUACGCUACUGCAUAAGCAAUUCGGUAUUAUUAAGUAAAAAGUACGAGGAGGAAUUCUUACUACAUAUGGUGCAUGCAUACAUAAAUAUUGAUAAAUAUAUAUAAAACCAUGUACCUUAUCUAAUGUCUAGAAAAUUUUCAAAUUGGAUUUGUAAUUUUAGCACGGCGUCUGAAGGACCCAACAUAUCUAUUUGUUCAUUCUGAAAAUCUGUUACAUUCUGCUAUAAUGUCACAAUAUCUGUCAUAAAUUCAAUAAACUUAAAUUCUUUGAUUUAUUGCUA